UUUCAUAUUUUGUUAAAGGAAUAAAACGCCAAAAUAACAAAAAUGAUAAUAAAUAAUUAAUGGCAAAUCAUAUAUGAAAGGGGAACCACAAAAAGCUCCAGAAUACGAUAACAGAACGGUGAUGGCAGCGGAGAAGUGUUUCCAGAUGGUUGCGCUUGCGCCUAGAGCCACCGUGUCCAUUCAACGACACACCCAUCGUCGUUUCAUUUCCAUGGAUAACCCCUAUGGCUGUUUCACCCACAUAUUGAAACCUCCGAUGAAAGCUUCGAUUAUAACGUCUUCAUCUUCUGCCCCCACUUUCAACCGCAGAUCCCGUUCACCCGUCGUCUGCAAAUCUGCUGUAAAUCAAGUUGAAGUAGUAACAGGGUGCACGUGGACUGAAUUGGUGGUAGCAGCUGAUAUGGCAGUGAUGGUGGAGUUCUGGGCACCAGAGCGUGAGAUGAUAUCGCCGGUGGUUGAUGAAGUGGCAAGAGAAUACGCCGGCAAGGCUUUGUGUUACAGGAUCAACACCGACGACUACCCAAACGUAGCAACACAAUAUGGAAUUAAAACCAUCCCAACUCUCCUCUUCUUCAAGAAUGGAGAGGAACAAGAAACUCUUAUUGGGGUUGUCCCUAAAUCCACCAUUUCUGCCACUUUACACAGCUAUACCCAAUAGAAUGCUCGCCUACUAUUCCCUAUUGCCUUCAAACAAUGCUUUCACGUUUAUCCAUUCAUCCCUUCUGUACGUUAGGUGAAAAUAUCUUGUGUAAUGUGUAGUAGUUGUGUAUAAUUGUACAUUGAUACAUAUUUAAUAGGCUAUUUCUUUAUACAUCUAUCCCA
Molecule: messenger RNA, 822 nt
Organism: Lactuca virosa
Lineage: Eukaryota; Viridiplantae; Streptophyta; Magnoliopsida; Asterales; Asteraceae
Source: the annotation of a GenBank genome assembly